This is a messenger RNA of Theileria orientalis strain Shintoku, 1608 nucleotides long. RefSeq lists its product as hypothetical. The coding region runs from base 1 to 1608 and encodes 535 amino acids. The transcript has 5 exons. NCBI's taxonomy places the organism in Eukaryota, Apicomplexa, Aconoidasida, Piroplasmida, Theileriidae. The record is from RefSeq and is a predicted model, not a curated record.
AUGUGUAGCGUCCCAAGCCUUCGAAGUCAAAGUGAUUCUUUAACACACUUUAUCGAUGAUGAACAACAGGAUCGUUUGUUUUGGCCACCUGAAAGUUACACGCCCGGUUUAGCUCAGCAUUUUAUUAAGUUUGCAGCAGCUGGCUUUACCACCAAUUCUUCAGCACCGCCUACUGAGAGUUUAAAUCAGUUCAUUUCGCACUUUCAGUCAUUUAAGCCUCUGAUGGAUCGCUCUAACUUGGGAAUUUUGAGGGAUUUGAACGAAUACAAGGAUAAGAAGAGGGUUUUGAAGGAGUCGAUGGAGCACCUUUCUGAUCAAUUGGAGCACUUUGACGUUAGCACUCUGCUCAGAAUACUUAUUUACUGCCUGGAUAUGUCUGAUAAGUGUACUAGCAAGGAGUUUAGCCUAGGCUUGGUUCAAACUCUCGUUUCAAAACUGCAGUCGAGUAAACUUGUCCCCCUUGAUAAUUCUGAGGGCCCUUUGAGCCAUGAUUAUGACGAUAAGGCGUCGGAAGGCGAGGUGCACUUGAUUCACUUGACGCAGUCUUUCUUGAAGUUGGACUUGCACGAUAAGCUGGUUGACCAUUUCGACUACCUGUACAUGUCUCUGAAUAGGUGCAUAACAGGCUACUCGUUGGACCGUCUGGUUCAGCUUUGCGACACAUUGGGCGAUUUGUACCUGCUGACGCGGCUAGAUGGGUUGAAGUUACUGUUACAGAAGUCAGUGUACACCUUAUUUGACCAGAUCGAUAAGUACAAGGUCGAGGUGCCAAUUUGCAGCUGGAUUCAACUGAUCAAGGCCGUUAACAAGUGCGGCGAAACCUACAUGUACAAGAGGCUCAUUCCGUACGUAAUACGUACCAAUGAAGACGUUGACGAGGGACCAACGGCAAGCAUAGAUGAACGAGCCUACGAAGUUAUCAGGUUGAAUGUGGACCUGUUGAAUACCUUACUAUUUACUGGGAUUAUAGACAAUUUUCACAUUAUUGAGUUGAUAUUGCAGUCGAUUUCAAGCUACUUGAUCCAGAAACUGUCUCCUUCCGCCACAAUUGGUGACAUUUUCGGCCGAAGCCAUUAUAACAACGAGAAUCACUUCAUAAAUGAGCUUCUUUACAAAAGAUACGACAGUAAACUGUUUAGAUCGCCCCCUUCUCCAUCUUACGAUACCCCUGGUAGUGGUACUAGUGACAGUCUUUUGUAUUGUUCCUUGUUUAAGAUUCUGCACGAUAACAACAAGGUUUCCUUUGUCAAGGGGCUGAAAAUGGCUGAGAUGUACUUGAGAUCAGUGUAUCCCACUGUCUUCCAUAAGCUGAGUAAGAAUAGGCUGUUGCACGUCGCUCGACUCCUCAAGUUCCAAGACGAGACUGAAUACGUUAAGGCGAGCAACCUGCUUACUGAUAACUUCGACUUGAUUACAAGGCAUCUCAAGGGGCACCCUCUGAUUGUGCUAGUGGACAUCUACUAUUUAAUUUCAACGGACAGAAACGAUAAGAAGUACGUGGAGGUUGUCGAGGGUGACGGUAAAGACACUAAAUUGAGCAAAUCUUCUGAGUUUAAGCUGAAUUACCUUAAAUCACAGGGCUGGGAGUGUAUUAAAGUAACCAAAUAA